Colletotrichum truncatum is the source of this 279-nucleotide messenger RNA. NCBI's taxonomy places the organism in Eukaryota, Fungi, Ascomycota, Sordariomycetes, Glomerellales, Glomerellaceae. The record is from RefSeq and is a predicted model, not a curated record.
AUGCGACAGCACCUGGUGUCAGAAGGAGCCCUGACGUUGGAGAGUUUCUCCUCGGGAGGUUUCGUCAUCUCGUCGAUAUCCCUAUUGAUUGAGAACUGCUACAUCGCCAAGCUGAGUGAUGCCAGCCUGGUUGAAGAACUGGUGGUGGUUGUUGCAGUUACAACGGUUGUGGCGACGUGCGAUGAUGAUGGAGAUAUGGUGACAGGGACCUGCGGCGAGAAGUGGAUCUCGGGCCUGGAUAUGCACCUGGACCGUGUGAGGGAGACUCCGUCGCUUUGA